GCUAGGAGCGGAAGGCGCGGGCGGCGUUGGGGCGGCCAUGGGAGCCCCCGGAGGGAAGAUCAACAGGCCACGCACGGAACUGGGAAAGAAGCUGUUCAAGAGGCGUCGGGUGCUGAACCGGGAGCGGCGGCGGCGGCACCGAGUGUUUGGUGCCGUGGUGGACGAGGGCCUCAUCACUCAUCAUCACCUCAAGAAGAGAGCGUCCAGCACCCGGGCCAACAUCACACUGUCAGGGAAGAAGCGCAGGAAACUGCUACAGCAGAUCCGCCAUGCUCAGAAGGAGAAGGCAGCAAUGGAGGUGGAAGCCCCCGCAAAACCAGCCAGGACCAGUAAACCUUCCAGGCCUCCAAGGAGAAAGAAAACCAGAGCUGUGGUUAUCCAGGAUGUGGAGAUGGAGGAGCUGUGAGGCAAAAGCUGAAAUCCCUAGGGGAAGGCAGCGCUGACUCCCUUCCCCGUCAUCCCCUUUCCCUCGGAACUCGGUCACGCCGCAAACGGGAUGCGAAAAUCCAAGUUCUGAUUUUUUUCUCUCUUCUGAGGAAGUUUCAAGAGGGUUAGUUGUCCUCCGCUUUUAUGGAGGAAGGAGAAGGAAGGCAGGCUGUAGCCACACCAAUUCACCAUAAUAAAGUUAUUGAACCGCCA
This is a messenger RNA of Tachyglossus aculeatus (Australian echidna), 639 nucleotides long. RefSeq names its product chromosome 22 C11orf98 homolog (gene C22H11orf98). Lineage: Eukaryota; Metazoa; Chordata; Mammalia; Monotremata; Tachyglossidae. Bases 38 to 406 code for a protein of 122 amino acids. The transcript has 4 exons. The record is from RefSeq and is a predicted model, not a curated record.